This is a messenger RNA of Owenia fusiformis, 871 nucleotides long. NCBI's taxonomy places the organism in Eukaryota, Metazoa, Annelida, Polychaeta, Sabellida, Oweniidae. The record is from the annotation of a GenBank genome assembly.
GAGUUUUUGAAAUGACAUAUAAAAAAAAGUUGGGCCUCAUUCUGGGCGGAAUAAUAAUUGGAGUUUUGAUUUGCAAUAUACUGCAGGGGAAUCAUCACAAGGAAAAAAAUCCUUUUGAUGUGAACAUGUUGUCAAAUGUUAAUGAAGGGGACAUUAGGCAUGUUAAACGCGACAAUCAAGAUAAAUCAACGGAGGUCAUCAGAAAUGCUAGAAUUAUCGCAAAUAAAACUGAUAAUGGCAUUGUAGCCGUGACGUUGGUGAAUGAAGCGUAUCUAGAAAUGACCUACAGUUGGUUAUGUAACACUGUCAAUAUGAAUGUUCAUGAACAAGUGCUUAUUAUUGCCACGGAGGAAAUGACAUUGAAGAAACUGCGACGAGAUUGGCCAAACGUCACCUCCGUUUUUCACACUAUUGCAACGACUGAUGUGACCGAACAUGCAAAAUAUGUUUGGAAAUUGUUCAAUAGGGCUUUGUUAGCACAUUCAUUGCUCAGAAAUAACGUACAUAUCCUUCUGUUCGAGGUCGAUGCUGUGUGGUUCUCAUCUCCUUUCCCUCUGUUUCGAUCACUAUUCCAUUAUGAUCUAGUCGGGGCCCAGCUUUCUACAAGGACUCGCUACAUAGCUCCAGGCUUUAUUUUUGCACGGCCAACCAUUGCGUCGCGAGAUGUAUUCGAGUGCGUAAAAGACAACUUUUUGAAUGGACAUUAUAUUGCAGGUGAUGACAAUAUCUCACCCGACUUCAAUUAUCAAACAUAUCUUCAUGAUGUUAUUGUUUCACAUCACAAUCUCAGAUACAAAUUAUUGGACUCUAACAUUAUUGAAGAUGGGCUGUGGUACCUCCAGCUCCAUACUACUGGUAAUUCACACGGGCC